Messenger RNA from Adineta steineri, 850 nucleotides. The record is from the annotation of a GenBank genome assembly. Lineage: Eukaryota; Metazoa; Rotifera; Eurotatoria; Adinetida; Adinetidae.
AUGUUUUUAUUCUAUGUGUUACUUUUAGUAAACACAUCAGAACAACAACAACAACAGCUAAAUAAUUCAACAACGACAGCAACAUGUAAUUUUACUGCAUGUAAUUCUGAACGAAUUGCAUGUUCAUCGAAUCUUGAUUGCGAUUGUUUUUCAUUAACAUCCAAUUCGAAUAUAGGAAUAUGUGCUUCAACUAUUUUUUCCUGUGCAAGUGUUGUACGAUGUAAUAUGGAUAAUGUAACUUGUUCAAUCGAGAGUACAAUCUGUGUGAAUAGUACACGAUGUGGUCAACCAAUAUGCUAUCCAUUACCUAUGGCAAGUAAACAAAUAUGUUCACCAAAGGCUGUUACAAGUACAACAUUACGAACAACAACUACAGUACAUACAACAAGCACAACUAAAUCUACAACAAAGAUUACAACAACAACUCAAAAGACUACAACAACAGUUAAAUUCGGCAACACAACUAAUCAAUCUAGUACAGCUACUAGAUGGUUUUCUACUGGCAAAAUGAUUAAUGCACGAUAUUAUCACACAGCAUCUAUAUUAUCAAAUGGAAAGGUAUUAGUUACUGGUGGAUACGAUAAUGGUAGUAGCUUAAACAAGGCUGAGUUGUAUGAUCUAUCGACAGGUACUUGGACAAGUACAAGUAACAUACAUAAUGCGCGUUCUUCUCACACGGCAUUAGUGUUAUCAAAUGGAAAAGUAUUAGUUACUGGUGGAUUCGGUGAGAAUAUUAUUCUUAACAGUGUUGAAUUAUAUGAUCCAUCAACAGGUGCUUGGACAACUGCCGGUAAUAUGAUUACUGCACGAUAUGGUCACACAGCAUCUAUAUUAACUAAUGGAAAAAUAU